CGCGAACCGCCCCGCGCGAACCGCCCCGCGCACGAAAGCCACGCGAACGGCGUCACGCGAUCGAACCGAGGAACAAGUAGUCGGUUCCCGCCCCCGAGUGGUCUACACUUGAAGAUGAUCGACCUGGAGCUGCCCGGCGUCGGGGUGCGCCUCGGCGUCCACCAAGACGCCCUGCUUCGCCGUCCCCGGCGCGACGCCUCCGGGUUCACGCUGCCGACGAGCUGCUCCGCAGCUGCGCUGCCGCCCUCGGGCACGCCGUCGUCCGGGUCCUCGUCGCCGCGACGCCGCCGCCUCCUGUCGUCGUCGUCCUCCGCGUCGUCCAUCUACCGGGAGCCGCCCGGAAGUCCGCAGCAGCACCAGCAGCCAAAUGUCCUGCGGCUCAGCCUGCGCAAACCGGGCGACUGGCAGUGGCAGCUACGCACGUCGGCGUCCUCGCCCGCCCUGGUCAUCCCCGCCGUGCAGCUGUACGAUCACCGCGGCAGGCUGCUCGUGGACACGUCCUCGCUGCCGCCGUCCACGACCAGCAGCAGGAACAGGUUGACAGUUUCCCACUGA
This is a messenger RNA of Thrips palmi, 555 nucleotides long. RefSeq lists its product as uncharacterized. The record is from RefSeq and is a predicted model, not a curated record. The transcript has 3 exons. Lineage: Eukaryota; Metazoa; Arthropoda; Insecta; Thysanoptera; Thripidae. Bases 115 to 555 code for a protein of 146 amino acids.